This is a messenger RNA of Alternaria alternata, 1731 nucleotides long. RefSeq lists its product as hypothetical. The record is from RefSeq and is a predicted model, not a curated record. Gene Ontology annotation, molecular function: lipoyltransferase activity. The transcript is spliced from 2 exons. Gene Ontology annotation, biological process: protein lipoylation. The coding region runs from base 1 to 1326 and encodes 441 amino acids. Gene Ontology annotation, cellular component: mitochondrion; cytoplasm. NCBI's taxonomy places the organism in Eukaryota, Fungi, Ascomycota, Dothideomycetes, Pleosporales, Pleosporaceae.
AUGUCGAGCUCCCAAGCCGUCUUCUCGCGAUGUGCAUGCCCGACUCUUGGUCGGCCUGCAGCUCGUCGCAGCUUCCUUGGGCUUUGGACAGCCAGGUCAGCGACUUCCUCAAUCAAUUCGCUCCUUCCUCAGCUACGACGCACACUCAGCGCCGGGACUUACUCGUCCUUCACCGACAAGCUCGCCGACCCCGCCAACAAACUGCAGAGCUACAUAUCCCGCAGCGACGACCCCUCGCUCAACCUCUCUAUCGAGGACCACAUUCUCCGCAAGAGUCCUGCCGACAGCACGGUUCUAUUUCUGUACGUGAACAGGCCGUGUGUCGUUAUUGGGCGUAACCAGAACCCAUGGACUGAGGUCAAUCUGGGAAUCCUCAAUGCUGCACGCGGGGAACACGACGUCAAAGACAGCGAGCCACCAGCCAUCGGUACCGUCGACCUUGUACGCCGCCGCUCAGGUGGAGGCACCGUCUUCCAUGACGAGGGCAACCUCAAUUGGAGCAUUACAUGUCCCCGCAGCGACUUCACGCGCGACAAGCAUGCGGAGAUGGUAGUCCGCGCUUUGCGGAGGCUGGGUAUCGACCGCGCCAGAGUCAACGAGCGACACGACAUUGUUCUCGACCAAGGGCAUGAGAAACACACGGCCGACCCUCAGGACACGCAUCGCACGCCCUAUACCACCGAUCAGGGUGGACCAAGACCCCUCAAGGUUUCUGGCUCAGCAUACAAGCUCACGCGCCAGCGCGCCUUACACCACGCGACGACGUUGUUGAGCUCGCCGAACCUGCACAUCAUAUCAGACUACUUGCGAUCUCCGGCUAAGAACUUCAUACAAGCUCAGGGUGUCGAAAGCGUUAGCUCACCCGUUUCCAACAUCGGUCUUGAGGUAGAACCAUUCAAGCGACGUCUACAAGACGAGUUUGCCUCAAUGUAUGCCGAGCUCGGAAAUCCAAGCAUAGUGGAAACUGUUGGCGAAGAGCACCUAAACAUUCCCGAUGUCCGGAAGGGAUAUGACGAGCUACAGACGGACGAGUGGAUGUGGUCUCAGACUCCACGCUUUAAUCUUAUGCUCGACCCCAAGGACGACAUCGGCCUCCAGAUGGAGGUACAUCAUGGUGUGAUCAAGAGCUUGGAAUUCGAGGGGUCCGACCUUCCAGACAACGCUCGAACGGCUCUUCGGACUGCGCUGGUUGGUAUGAAGCUGCAGCAUGUCUGGAACUCAAACAUGUUUCGGCAGAUUAGCGAUCAAACCCAGAACGACCAGCUUGCGAUUGCAGCGAGGCGGCUCAAGGCGCUCCUUCCCGUUCCCAGCCUUCUCAGGCGUUGAAGCUUGCCAUCUGAAAGCUUCAGUGCAGGUCUGCUCAUCCGUUGUCUGUCCAGAGUUGAGAUGACCGGAAGAUGUGUACCCAACUUCUGGAUCGACAACCAUGGUCAUUUCGGCAAGUCCCUCCCAGCUUUUGAGAAAAGUUACGUCUAUAAGAAAGACAAGAUAUGAACCCCAUUCCCUACUUUCUUUCAUGUUUGCGUUGAGCAGGCGCAUCUUCGCCUGGCGACCAUGGAUUCGACGACAUCGAGUUCCUGACGGUCCAUAUUCUUUGCAUUUUCAUCCACGUCUGCAUGUUGAGCUGGACGGUAGUAUUGUGCUCCUGACCUAUGGCCGCGCCGUUGCCUGUGGACGCUGCUGUCCAUCGUCGCAGCCUGCCAUUGCAGGGACUUUGUGUGGGUGCAUGGU